Messenger RNA from Lentinula edodes (shiitake mushroom), 2430 nucleotides. RefSeq names its product glycosyl hydrolase family 85-domain-containing protein. The transcript has 8 exons. Gene Ontology annotation, cellular component: cytoplasm. The record is from RefSeq and is a predicted model, not a curated record. The coding region runs from base 49 to 2430 and encodes 793 amino acids. Gene Ontology annotation, biological process: protein deglycosylation. Gene Ontology annotation, molecular function: mannosyl-glycoprotein endo-beta-N-acetylglucosaminidase activity. NCBI's taxonomy places the organism in Eukaryota, Fungi, Basidiomycota, Agaricomycetes, Agaricales, Omphalotaceae.
GUUUCCCAUCUCCGCUAGAACAUCAUCUUGUAAAGUUGUAAACAAACAAUGCCUAUUCUUGGGGAUUCAAAGAAAUUUUCGCCUCCAAAACAAAGCUACUUUGAAAGCCUCGAAGAACUGGACGAAUGGGCUGGUACCUCUUCGCCAGUGUUCGACAAUACCUUACAAUUGUAUCCUCGAGCCAAUGGAAACGAGCAACGAGGAAGACUCUUGGUAUGCCACGACUACAAGGGUGGAUACACUGAGAGCCCAUUUUCUUUAUCUUAUACAUUCAACUUUUGGUCAAGUUGCGAGACUUUUGUAUACUUUUCUCAUCAUCGUGUUACAAUACCACCGCCAGGAUGGAUCAACGCAUCUCAUAGACAGGGAGUUAAGAUACUAGGGACGCUGAUAUUUGAGGGUGGCGGCGAACAGGACAGUUUACGGCUUCUGGUGGGCAAGUUACCGAAAUCUCGCACUGGACCAGUAUCCCAGCCGACUACGCCGACAUCCCUGCCAUUAUCGCCUCACUAUGCUCGCAUACUGGCUGAUCUCGCAAAGAAGCGCGGAUUUGACGGCUAUCUAUUAAAUUUUGAAUGCCCACUGGUCGGUGGAAUCGAACAGACCCGAGCACUUGCUGCCUGGAUCACUAUCUUACAAGCCGAGUUGAAGUAUAAAAUUGGAGAUCAUGCGGAAGCGAUGUGGUAUGAUAGUGUUAUCAUCAACGGAAAAUUAGCGUGGCAGGAUCGUUUAAACAGCCUUAAUCUACCUUUCUUUCUUUCAUCCUCCUCAUUAUUCAGUAAUUACACGUGGAGAAAUAAUUACCCUUCCUUGACCGCGCAAUACUUCCUAAGUCUCGACUCUACACUUACUGGGGAUGCUCAUACUUAUCCGCACAUCCACCGCAAGAAGCUCCAUGAUAUAUACAUGGGUGUUGCUGGCUGGGUAGAUGUAUGGGGUCGUGGAUCACAUGGGAACGGUGGCUUUGGUUCUUUUAAGGCUAUCUCUCAUAUCGCACCGUCCUCGCUCGGCCUAAGUGUCGCUCUCUUCGGUCAAGCUUGGACGUGGGAAUCUGAACAAGACAAACCUGGAUGGAAUUGGGAUUCCUGGUGGACUUAUGAACGCAAGCUCUGGGCAGGAAAAGCCGACCCAGCGGAGGAAAUUACGGUACCCGUUAUGCCUCCGCUAAAAAACGGCGAAUCCCCUUGUGAGGUGGGAGUGCAUGAUGUAUUUACCCCAAUUGUGUCAUACUUUCAACGUACCCCACCUCCGGACCCCCUCCUAUUGCCGUUCCAUACAACGUUUUCACCUGGUGUAGGAAGACGCUGGUUUGUCAAAGGUCGGGAAGUGUUUCACCGACCCGAAGGAUGGACGGAUAUCGACAAACAGACGUCCUUAGGAGAUAUGGUAUGGCCUAAACCUAUAGUAUCUUGGGAAGGCGAAAUCAUGGACCCGGAAGGGCUAGAUCUUCCUAAUGCGAAAUCGCAGAUAUGUAUGGACAAUGCUUGGAACGGCGGAAGCUCAUUGAGAUUGAGUCUGGUCGCUUUCGGUACCGAAUCGGAAAACGCGGCAUUUCGUUGUAUUUGGAUUCCUGUCCAAUCUUUAGCUACUUCUGUUGGUCGGAUGUACGAAGCUUCGGCAGUAUACAAACUAGAGACAGACGUAGCUGGCGUGGACAUCGAUGUUGCUCUAUCUAUCAAAGGUUCGGAAUCCUCACCGACCACCCGAUAUCCCAAAUUUGAUAUCGAAUCUCUCCCCAGCGAAGAUAUGGACUUGGGGCGAGGAUGGUCCCUUCUGAAAAUUCGCUUUAACCUUGGGAACUCUAUCAUCGGCGAUGUCAAUCGGCUUUCAUCUAUGGGCCUUGUCAUUACUAUUGUUUCGGAAGAGACCACCCAGCCGCUUGCUUUUUCUUUACUCUUAGGGCAAUUGAAUGUCUACCCCAGUAUACCCUCCAGUAUACCUCCACACGUCACAUCCCUUCUCUGGGCUCACUUUUCUCCUUCGGAACCAGAAACAACGUCCCUUCCAAACGUGCCAGCGUCCCUCGGCGUUCUGACCUGGGAAAUAUCUACUUCUUUCCCUUCUCAUGCUUUACCACGAAUCACAUCCCCAGACGAUCCCUUAGCGGCGUGGCCCGCCCAACCUUCGGCAGAGGCAUGGUUUCCGAAACUCCUGUAUGCCAAUGUUUAUGCUCUCGAGUACCAGACAGAUGGGACACCGAGUAAAGUUGAGGAUGCAAUCUGGAUCGGGACGAGUGGAUGUGGCUAUGAGGGGAUGAGGAAUACUUUUAUUGUGCAAAGCGGUAUCGCUCUAUCGUCUACUCCAGACACUGCAACAGCUGGGGAGGGAGUUCUGCGCAUAGGUAAUGGGAAAAUGAGGUUUUACGUGCAGGGCGUAACGGAGACAGGCAAUGUACUUGAUUGGACUCGAUGUGUAUACAUAGAUAUGUAA